AUGAUGAAAGGGAUAUCACUUUCUCAGUCGAAUAAUUUCAUUCCAAACAUCGAAUUCAAUCGAGUGAAGCUUCCGACCACAUCUCGAUCUUACCGUCCUCUUCCCAGAAGAUUCUUUCGUGUCCUAAAUGCUAAAUCAACAACUGACUCCCACGCGCCGCCACCUCUGGUAGUUGUGGGAUCAGCGAACGCAGACAUCUACGUGGAGAUCGAUAGAUUACCGAAAGAAGGCGAAACCAUCUCAGCCAAGACAGGACAAACGCUCGCGGGAGGAAAAGGCGCGAAUCAAGCCGCGUGUGGAGCCAAACUGCUUUAUCCUACUUACUUCGUUGGUCGUUUAGGGGACGACGCGCACGGGAAACUUAUCGCCUCUGCGUUGGGAGAUGUGUGUGGAGUACAUUUGGAUUAUGUGAGAUCGGUGAAGGACGAGCCGACGGGACACGCGGUUGUGAUGCUUCAAGAGGAUGGUCAGAACUCGAUUAUUAUCGUGGGUGGUGCUAAUAUGAGAGGUUGGCCUGAGAAGAUGAGUGAUGAGGAGCUUGAGAUCGUGAGGAAUGCUGGUGUUGUGUUGUUGCAAAGAGAAAUUCCUGAUUCUAUUAAUAUUCAAGUUGCUAAGGCUGUGAAGAAAGAAGGUGUACCUGUAAUCCUAGACGUGGGAGGAAUGGAUACGCCAAUCCCUAAUGAGCUUUUGGAUUAUAUUGACAUUUUGAGUCCCAAUGAAACUGAGUUGAGUCGCUUGACUGGAAUGCCAACUGAAACUUUUGACCAGAUUAGUGAGGCUGUUGCAAAGUGUCAUAACUUGGGAGUUAAGCAAGUCCUUGUGAAACUGGGGUCUAAAGGAUCUUCGCUAUUUAUAGAAGGGGAAGAACCGAUCCAGCAGUCAGUUAUACCGGCUUCACAAGUGGUUGAUACUACAGGAGCUGGGGAUACUUUUACAGCAGCGUUUGCGGUGGCAAUGGUAGAGGGCAAGUCCAAUGAGGAAUGCUUGAGAUUUGCUGCUGCAGCUGCCUCUCUCUGUGUCCGAGUAAAAGGUGCAAUACCUAGCAUGCCGGAUCGAGCAUCUGUCUUGAAGCUUCUUGAAUCUAGUAUCUAAAACUGAUACUCUUUCAACUCUUGUUACCUAUAAAAGCUCUUGAGAUCACGAGGGAAGAGUAUAUCAUCAGUGGUUGCAUUAGCUACAACCAAAUCAAUGAUUGUGAAUAAUGUAGUCUCUGUCUCUUUGAACAUCCACUCCUUUUCACUUGUUAUCUUGUGGUUUACUAAUUUCACCAUUCUCAAAGAGUCAAUAGUUAUCCAGCACAAUGUUGUUAUUUAUAGAUAUUAAUAUAUCAUCAAUCAAUCAAAAAAAAAAUCAUAUUAAAC
Molecule: messenger RNA, 1361 nt
Organism: Eruca vesicaria subsp. sativa (arugula)
Lineage: Eukaryota; Viridiplantae; Streptophyta; Magnoliopsida; Brassicales; Brassicaceae
Source: the annotation of a GenBank genome assembly